Rhizoctonia solani is the source of this 510-nucleotide messenger RNA. RefSeq lists its product as uncharacterized. The coding region runs from base 1 to 510 and encodes 169 amino acids. The transcript is spliced from 3 exons. Lineage: Eukaryota; Fungi; Basidiomycota; Agaricomycetes; Cantharellales; Ceratobasidiaceae. The record is from RefSeq and is a predicted model, not a curated record.
AUGUCUUCGAUCUUUACCACUGACAACUACUUUUGCGCCCCUGCUACCAUCACUUAUGAUGAUGACGAUAAUCUAAUCAACGUCGUGAUGAAUUUUGGUUCUAGAGGAACGUGCACAUUCAAAACCGAUAACGAUCCGGGUGGUGACUUACACCCGUUCGCUGGCCAAAUAUUCUAUAGCAAUUUUGAUUAUAUGUUAAUUGGUUCAUCAAUUCGUUAUAGCCUUCGUACGGGUGGAAAGUACGCGAUUGUCACCAUAGGCAAUCCAGAUCAGGCUACCGCAGGAACGUCCGACGCCUUCCCGUCCGCUAAAGUUGUCCUACCCACGCUUACUUCGCUCUCCUCUCUCGGCUCGUCUCUGCUCGUUUUUCCGUUCGCCUCUCCUCGUCUCGACUCCGCCUCGGACCUUCUCCUUUCGCAAUUACCCCCGUUCUCCCAAUUUCUGGAAUUCGUCAAUUCCUGCACCACGCACCGCCCGGACCUUUCACCUGUCACAGUCGGCCAUAAGUAG